UCAGGUAUCAUCGACGUAGCGAUAAGGACAACAUUGCAAACUCAGUGCCUGUUUGAAUUAUAUUUUGAGAAUUCUGCUUUCUUGGCUGUAUCAUCUCAUGAAAUUUUCAGCCAACUUGGAUCUGGACAAUUUGUCAUUACCAAAACUCAACGAUGGGAGGAAGGAAUAAAACAGGUAGCUCAGUUAGCCAUAAAAAUGGGAAGACCGCCAAAGGGAAAAAGCACCGAGGGGCCGAAACCAAAGAUAAGAAGGACUUCAACUCGCACCCUCUCCUAAACAGAAAAAAUAUAGGCUAUGGAUUGUUCAUAAUUGGCUUAGCACUGGUUUCGGGAUUAUUGCACAAUGCCCAUAUAUCAAGAAUGUUUGAAAAUGAAAGGUUUUUCUCUCACCUGUCAACACUAGAAAGAGAACUGUCCUUUCGCACAGAAAUGGGUCUGUAUUACUCCUACUACAAAACAAUUGUAACUGCUCCAAGUUUUUUGGACGGCCUUCGCUCGGUUACGUCAUGUAACAUCACAGAGUACCCAAGCAAGGUGAACGUACUAAGGAGAUUCAACCUUUAUCCUGAAGUGGUUUUAGGUGCAGCAUUUCGAGCUUUCGAGUGGUUUUCAGAAGUAUUUAAAUAUAACUCGAAAGUUUGCUAUACUGUUAACAGAGGCUACGGCUUACCACCAGUACAGAGCUGUGAAGGAAUGGGUGACAUGGCUUUCUUUUAUGUUUAUCCAAUUUUUUGGCUUAAUGGCAUUAUGAUGUCUUUGGUGUUUUUACUUGGAUUUUACCUGAGCAACAGUGCACUGGGUGGAAUAUUAGCUGUUGCUUCGUAUUUUUACAACCAUGGGGAGUGCACAAGGAUCAUGUGGACGCCGCCUUUGCGCGAAAGUUUUUCCUUCCCUUUUCUGAUAGCACAGCUACUCGUCGUUGUUUACAUCCUGAAAUUGCAGAAAGUGACUUGGAAGCACAGUUUAUUGUUAUCUAUGGUUACACUAUGUUUCAUGCUUCCUUGGCAGUUUGCUCAGUUUGCACUGUUGACACAGAUUUGUGCCUUGUUUGGGUUAUAUAUUUUGAAAUUUUUUUCGGCGAAUAAGACGUUAUGUAUCGUCCACGGUUUACUGGCUGCUCAUUUUCUCAAUUUUAUUCUCCAAUUUGCAAACUCUCUCUUAAUGAGCUCUUUCUUCGUAUCGGCAACUAUAAUGACAUUGCUGAUCGUUAAAUGUGAAUCGUUGAUCGAAAAACUUCCUUAUAGGAUUUUAAUAUGGGGGGUACAGGGUUUGAUAUUCGUGACUGGAUCAUUAGUGACGAAAUUUGGGAUUGCAAAAUUAUUUAAUAUAAAAGAUGACGCGCACAUAUUCGAUAUUUUGAAAUCAAAGUUUUCAAAUUACCAAGACUUUCAUACAUUACUAUAUGUAUGUGCACCUGAAUUUGACUUUCUCGAGCCAGAGACUCCUUGGAAAUUGACAAAAACACUUUUGCUACCAAGCGCGGUGAUUGCAGCAGCUGUGUUAAUUGCAAAAGUCGUAGAGAAUGAAAUUGUUUACUGGUUUAAUCUGUCUCAAAAUCAACAGUCUUCUGAUAGUGUGAGUGAAGUAUCUACAGAUGAAGAUGAAAACAUUGAGGUUACAAAGCCACAUGCUGAGCAUGUAUACUUGUUGCUACAAUCAGUUGCCUUCGUUAUGAUGGCUAUCAUCAUAAUGCGGCUGAAGCUGUUUGGAACACCUGCAUUGUGCCUUAUGACGUCAUUGCUGGCUUCAAGACAGCUUUUCGGAUUCAUCAAAAACCCACUUCAUCACCAAGCACUGAUAAUCGCCUUGAUAGCUGCAAUGUCAGUCCAGGGAAUCGCCAACCUCAAAGGUCAAUUCGAAACAAAAGGAGAGUACAAUAACCCAGAGCAAGAGCAAUUGGUUGAGUGGAUACAGCAAAAUACUGAAUCAACGGCUGUUUUUGCUGGUGCAAUGCCGACCAUGGCAUCUGUAAAACUCACAACCAACCGGGCAAUAGUGAAUCAUCCCCAUUAUGAAGAUGCUGGACUCAGGGAAAGAACCAAGAUGGUAUACCAAGUUUAUAGCAGAAAGCCUUGCAGUCAGGUCCAUAAAACAUUAAAAUCGAUGCAAAUUACACAUUUGAUCAUGGAAGACUCGUGGUGUGUAAGAAGAUUUAGACCUGGCUGUGCAUUGCCUGAAGUUUGGGAUGUCGAAGAUCCAUCAAACAAAGACCGACCUGCUUGCUGCAGCACUUUGAGAGAACACCCAAGACCUUUUAAAAAGAUAUUUAGUAACAGUCAAUAUGUUGUUUUAAAAGUAUGAUAACUAGUAAUCUUCGUCCUGCACUUUUGCAGUGAAUAAAGAUAUCGACGAUCCAAGUCGAUAAGCCAUCGAUAAUAUCUCCUAUGAGCCAUCGAGAAAGGUUCCAAGCAUUUGCUGGUUUUGCACAAGAGUAGGUAUUUACGUGCAAGCUCCCUCUCUAUUAUGGAGUUCAGCCUUGCCAGAUACUUUUUGGAUACUUUUACCAGGUCCUAGGCUACGAAAUCUUUUGAAUGACCAUAUGCAGUUUUUUUAACAUUUUCCCCUAUCUUGCGAUUUAAUUGAAGAAUUAAGCAGCAAUGCUGUUUGUGAUCAGUUUACUUAUUCUAACAAUAAAAUAUAUUUUCCUCGCACCUUUACCGUUUUUGGCCAGAAUGCAGUGCCUUGCUUCAUAAAAUGGUAGCUCCUUUAAAAUUUGAAGUGUUUUGAAAUUGAAUGUAGCUGUGGGAUGAAGCUAAGCUUAGUUGUGAAUAAAGAUUGUUAUACCGUUUCACAUUGAAAUUAUUGUGCUGCAAGUAUGGCGACUAAAAGGUGUCUCCUACAGAACCAUUCCAUUGCACGCUUUUAAAAUAUUUUUUCGCUAUAAGCACGACGAAAUUUAAGAUUUUAGUUUUAAUUUGAGCUGAAUAAUCAAUAUGAUGUAUGUUCAGCAUAGCGCCAGUUGCAUUUCUAAUCCAUGCAUACUUGUCAACAUCUUUAAAAUAUAAUUCGCUAGUAUUUCUGUGUCUCAAU
Molecule: messenger RNA, 3029 nt
Organism: Rhopilema esculentum
Lineage: Eukaryota; Metazoa; Cnidaria; Scyphozoa; Rhizostomeae; Rhizostomatidae
Product: protein C-mannosyl-transferase DPY19L1
Cellular component (GO): nuclear inner membrane
Molecular function (GO): mannosyltransferase activity
Source: RefSeq, a predicted model, not a curated record